Molecule: messenger RNA, 327 nt
Organism: Boeremia exigua
Lineage: Eukaryota; Fungi; Ascomycota; Dothideomycetes; Pleosporales; Didymellaceae
Product: transmembrane proteins 14C-domain-containing protein
Exons: 3
Coding region: 1-327 (108 amino acids)
Cellular component (GO): membrane
Source: RefSeq, a predicted model, not a curated record
AUGGCAGAACACCCCUCAUUUACACUUGCUGGCCUACUUUCCGUAGGCGGAACAGCCGGCUACCUUCGCACGCGGUCAACACCAUCUCUAAUCGCAGGUCUCGUGCUUGGCGCGUCUUAUGGCUACUCUGGCUACCUGAUCAAGGAGAACAAGGACUACGGCACUGAGCUUGCGCUAGGAAACAGCGUGGUUCUACUUGGAUCAGCGAUCCCAAGAAUCAUCAAGACCGGUGGACGGGCACCUGUGCCAAUUGCGCUUGGUGCCACCGGGCUACUUGCCACAUACUACUACCAGAAAAAGGUGCGCGAAUUCAGGUACGGCGUAUAG